CGCUUAACAGCUUUAAAAUCAAGGAAUGAAACUCGUAAGAUUUCUUAUGAAAUUAAUUAAUGAAACGGUUUCCAUUGAGCUCAAAAAUGGAACUACUGUUAAUGGCACUAUCGUUGCUGUCGACAUGCAAAUGAAUACUCAUCUCAAAACAGUUAAAAUGACCGUUUUUAAUAAAAAUCCCGCCUCUUUAGACACACUUAGUAUUCGUGGUAAUAAUAUUCGAUACUUCAUCCUUCCUGAUAGUCUUCCUCUUGACACUUUAUUAAUUGACGAUGCUCCAAAACCUAAACAAAAAAAAAGAGAAGCUUUAAGAAGUAGAGGUCGUGAUAGAGCUAGAGGAAGAUCGCGUCGUGGUCGUAAUACACGUGGAUUUUAAUCUAUAUUAUUUACAUUUUAUUACUAAAUUUAUGUACUUUUUUUUU
Messenger RNA from Pneumocystis carinii B80, 422 nucleotides. Its product is annotated as small nuclear ribonucleoprotein Sm D1. Gene Ontology annotation, molecular function: RNA binding. Lineage: Eukaryota; Fungi; Ascomycota; Pneumocystomycetes; Pneumocystales; Pneumocystaceae. The record is from RefSeq and is a predicted model, not a curated record. The coding region runs from base 26 to 376 and encodes 116 amino acids. The transcript has 3 exons. Gene Ontology annotation, biological process: RNA processing; spliceosomal snRNP assembly. Gene Ontology annotation, cellular component: U1 snRNP; U2 snRNP; spliceosomal tri-snRNP complex.